Molecule: messenger RNA, 2851 nt
Organism: Lactuca sativa (garden lettuce)
Lineage: Eukaryota; Viridiplantae; Streptophyta; Magnoliopsida; Asterales; Asteraceae
Product: Tetratricopeptide repeat (TPR)-like superfamily protein
Biological process (GO): RNA modification
Molecular function (GO): protein binding; RNA binding
Source: RefSeq, a predicted model, not a curated record
AUUGCCUUCUUUACAUUAGUUACACAACAGUAAAUCAGAAGCCUUUAUUAGACGAGUACAUUGUAUUUUGAUCUCGAAUAGUGAAGGAGCUGCAAUGUAUUUGAAAACCCAAACAAAAUGCUCAUUUAGGCAUUUCAUCGAACAUGUAAACUACGUUGUUUUCUCUCCUCAUUCACUCGAUAAGCGUUCAUUGUCUCGUUUUCCCAAGAUUUUCUAAUCGUGGAUUUUGUACACCUCAUUACUGCGGAUGUUUCAAUUACAACGGAUUCUUGCGAAACAAGUUUCAAUUUUAACACCUCUGAAUGUAAUUUCCUUAAACUCCUGUAAGUUUUUACAUCAUCACAAGGAAGUUCAUUGUAGGGUGGAUGAUUGGAGCGUCGGCGACAUCAAGAAACAUGGGUUUGAUGUAAAUGAUUCUACAAAAGUGAAAUUCUAGUGGGUGUUUCUUCUGAAAAUCGGAUCUUUGACAUAAGAACGUAAAUGAACAGUGAACUCAUCAAGGUGAACUGCUUGCUUGCUAAGCUCACCAAAUCACAACAAUACACAAAAACCCUUCAAUUGUUCCACAAAAUUCAGUCUUCCCACUAUCUAAAACCAGAUCAAUAUACCCUCUCUACAACCCUCACAGCUUGCGCCAAUCUCCGUGAUGACACCGCCGGAAACCAGGUCCACGCGCAAGUUAUCAAAACCGGCUAUAAAAUCUACUCACACGUAGCCAACACUCUGCUCUUCCUCUACUCCAAAUCAGAAGACUUGGCUUCAGUAAAACGGGUUUUCGCAGAGAUAAAAAUCCCGGAUGUGUAUUCAUGGACAACACUAUUGUCUGCGUGCACAAACCUCGGGGAAGUUGAUUAUGCAUGCCACCUGCUCGAUCAAAUACCCCACAGAGACGAAGCUGUCUGGAACGCCGUAAUCACAGGUUGCGCAGAUAAUGGGUAUCCAUCCAUCGCAUUGGAUAUGUUCAAUCGAAUGCACUUGUUGGGAAUUAGACAUGAUAACUACAGUUACGCUAGCGUUUUGAGCAUGUGUUCUUCAGAAUUAAUCGACUAUGGUGUACAAGUUCACUCACUGGUAAUCAAGACUGGUUUUUUAGUCAAACCUUCAGUUACAAAUGCUCUUAUCACAAUGUAUUUCAACUUCGGAAACGCUAAUGACGCACACCAAGUGUUUGAUGAAACAGAACAUGAUCAUAUCACUUAUAAUGCAAUGAUUUCCGGUCUGGUGAGCAUGGGAAAAGACGAAAAUGCCCUCGUAAUGUUCAAAAACAUGCAAGAAAUCGGUCUCAACCCAACUGAACGAACUUACGUGAGUCUUAUGAGCUCAAGUCCUUGUAAAAACUCAUGUACACAACUACACGCCCAUUCCAUCAAGACCGGAUUCCACGAUUCCAAUUCCGUAAGUAACGCGGCAAUCACCAUGUAUUCCAAUAACUCCGACUUUCAUUCCGCAGAAUUGGUGUUCAUGGAAUUGGAACAAAAAGAUCGUGUCUCAUGGAACACCAUGAUAACAAUCCAUGCUCAAUCCAAUUCCAAUUCCGGAGACGCGAUUCCGACCUACUUACAAAUGCAACACCACGGAAUCAAACCAGAUGAAUUCACGAUCGGAAGCUUGCUUUCAACUAUGGAAUCCAUACAAAGCAUUAUGACAAUUCUCGCGAUUGUGAUUAAAAACAAUCUUAUUUCAAAAACCGAAGUAUCAAACGCAUUGAUUUCAAAUCUUUCCAAACGGAAUGGAAUCAAAGAGGCUUACAUUAUCUUUAACGAAACGAAUUCCAAGAAUUUGAUAUCAUGGAAUUCAAUGAUUUCCGGGUUUCAUUCAAACGGGUAUUCCUUUCACGCAUUAAAUCUAUUCUCCAACAUUAUCGUAUCACGUUUGACUCCCGAUGUCUACACGUUGACCAUGGUUUUAAACAUAUGUGCCACCAUUUCAUCCUUAACAUAUGGAAAAGAAAUCCAUGGAUACAUAAUCAAAUCUCAUUAUUUCCACGACACAUCAUUAGGGAAUUCCCUAAUCGCUUUAUAUUCAAAAUGUGGGGAUUUAAAUUGGUCUUCUAGGGUUUUCGAUUUGAUAAUCCACAAAGAUGUAAUCUCUUGGAAUUCAAUGAUUUCCGCAUACGGUCAACACGGGAAAGGGGAGAAGGCAAUUUCAUGUUUUGAAUCAAUGCAAGAUUCAGAUUCGGUCAAAAUCAAAGUCAAAGUCAAACCAGACCAUACGACUUUCAUUGUGGUUCUCACGGCAUGUAGCCAUGCGGGACUUGUUGAAGAUGGGGUCAAGAUUUUCAAGUCAAUGGUCAACGAGUAUGGUUUAGAGCCGGGAGUUGACCAUUUUUCUUGUGUGGUUGACCUUUUGGGACGUGCGGGAUAUCUUGAUGAGGUGGAGAAGAUGGUGAAGAGUGAUUGGUGUAAUGUGGAUUGUAGUGUGUGGUGGAGUUUGUUUAGCUCAUGUGCUGCUCAUGGGGAUUUGAGACUUGGGAGGAUUGUUGGUGGGAUUCUUUUGGAAAUGGAAGAAGAUAAGUCGAGUGUUUAUGUGGUUUUGGCGAAUAUGCUUGCGGAUGGUGGAUUUUGGGAAGAGGCGGAGGGUGUGAGGAAGAUGAUGAGGGGUCAUGGGGUUGUGAAGCAACCGGGGUAUAGUUGGAUUAGAUCAUAGAACCAUAGAAACUUAGGUGUUAAUUCUUUUUGACUUAAUGAUAGAAUGACUUAAUGUGUUCAGCUAAAAGCAUGGCUUAAUGGAUUACGACAUCAAGCAUUUACUGUCUUCUUUUUGUUUACUCCAAACUCGUAUUAAAAUUAAUAAAUAUUGUUAAAAUUGAUGAAAAAGAAACAAAUGUCGUGUAUAAAAUACUUUAUCCGUA